Messenger RNA from Aspergillus luchuensis, 990 nucleotides. Its product is annotated as dihydrodipicolinate synthase family protein. The transcript has a single exon. Lineage: Eukaryota; Fungi; Ascomycota; Eurotiomycetes; Eurotiales; Aspergillaceae. Gene Ontology annotation, molecular function: 4-hydroxy-tetrahydrodipicolinate synthase activity. Bases 1 to 990 code for a protein of 329 amino acids. The record is from RefSeq and is a predicted model, not a curated record.
AUGGGCUCCUCCGUCACCGUCACCCCCCAACCUCGCAUCCCCAAAGCCGGCGUCUGGUGCCCCGCCGUGACCUUCUUUGACCACAGCACCGACACCCUUGACCUCGAUGCCCAAAAGAAAUACUACCAGUACCUCUCCACGACUGGCCUGGCCGGCCUCGUCAUCCUCGGUACCAACUCCGAAGCAUUCCUCCUCACCCGCGAAGAACGCGCCCAACUCAUCGCCACGGCCCGUGCCGCCGUUGGCCCCGACUACCCUCUCAUGGCCGGCUGCGGUGCUCAUUCCACCAAGCAAGUGCUCGAAUUGGCCGAAGACGCCGCCGCCGCGGGCGCAAACUACAUCCUCGUCCUGCCCCCCGCUUACUUUGGCAAAGCCACGACCCCGGCCGUCGUGAAGCGCUUCUUUGCUGAUGUCGCGCGCAAGAGUCCCCUGCCCGUCGUGGUGUACAACUUCCCGGGUGUCUGUAACGGGGUGGAUCUGGACUCGGAGACCAUCACCGCCAUCGUGCGCGAGUCAGCGGCGUCGAGCGCCAAUGGGGUCUCGAAUGUGGUGGGUGUCAAGUUGACAUGUGGAUCGGUGGGCAAGAUUACCAGGCUGGCGGCCACCUUCUCCAAGGAGGAGUUCGCGAUCUAUGGUGGUCAGUCAGAUUUCUUGAUCGGUGGUCUGGCUGCGGGCUCUGCUGGGUGCAUUGCUGCUUUUGCCAAUGUGUUUCCGAAGACGGCAUCGAAGAUUUAUGAUCUUUAUGUUGCUGGUAAAAUUCAGGAGGCAGUUGAGCUGCAGCGCCAGGCAGCGCUGGCGGAGAGCCCCUGCAAGAGUGGAAUUGCUGCCACCAAGUACGCAGCUGCAAUCUUCUCGGCUCGUGCGGCAGGUAUUGAGGGGGCAGAGGAGAAGCUGAAGCCCCGGACACCGUAUGAGGAGCCGGCGGAGGGUGCGAAGAAGGGAGUACAAGACUUGAUGAGCGCGGUGGCAAAGGUUGAAGGAAGUAUAUAA